Messenger RNA from Olea europaea var. sylvestris, 4370 nucleotides. Its product is annotated as auxilin-like protein 1. NCBI's taxonomy places the organism in Eukaryota, Viridiplantae, Streptophyta, Magnoliopsida, Lamiales, Oleaceae. The coding region runs from base 206 to 4144 and encodes 1312 amino acids. The transcript is spliced from 6 exons. Gene Ontology annotation, biological process: clathrin coat disassembly; clathrin-dependent endocytosis. Gene Ontology annotation, molecular function: clathrin binding. The record is from RefSeq and is a predicted model, not a curated record. Gene Ontology annotation, cellular component: vesicle; intracellular membrane-bounded organelle; cytoplasm.
UUUCUGAAUCUUCUAUUGUAGUUUGCACAGGACUACAGCAAAUGCUGGAUCUCCACUGCGAGAAUCAGAUCGGCUAAAUUCUUCUGGAAAGAAUGAAAGUCUCCCAGUUGAGGAACCCGAUCAAUCUAUUGAUGGCACAAAGCAGCAGUUUAACGUGUCAUUCAAUAAAUCCAGGAAAAGAAAUAAUGAUGGGUCGAAUGGAAAAAUGCACAUAGCACAACUCCAUGCCGUUCCUGGAUUUGCUUCUUUUGUUGAUGGAACUGCUCAUCUACAUAAGACAGAAGGAAAUAGGCCUGUACCUUCGCUGAAACGUGAAGUUAGUCGUGCCUGGAGCUUUAGUGCUGAAGUUGAACAAAAUCAUGGCAGGAAAUCUGAGGCACAUAUCUCUAAUAAUCAAAUUUCUAACAGUGCUGUCAAAGGAGAAAGUGGAUUAGGUUUGGAUGAAUCACAUGUCACUGAUAAACCGCUUAAUGCAGAGAAUAUUGAUCUUCAAUCACAUGAUUCAAAAAUCCCGCCAUCUUCAAGUUUUCAACCAAAUCUAAAUGAGCAGAAGGGCCCCAGGCGAACAAGCUCAUCAAGUUUUGGCUCCAAAGCUGAUGCUUCACAAAAGAUUGCUGGCGACCCUUCAAGUUUUCAAGUCCUGCCACCUUCAAAUUUUCAACCGAAUCUAAAUGAGCAGAAGGAUCCCAGUCGAACAAGGUCAUCAAGUUUUGGCUCUAAAGCUGAUGCUUUAGAAAAGAUUGCUGGCAACCCUUUAAGUCUUCAAGUCCCACUGCCUUCAACUUUUCAAACAAAUCUAAUUGAUCAGAAGGGGCCCAGGCGAACAAGGUCAUCAAGUUUUGGCUCAAAAGCUGAUGCUUCCGAAAAGAUUGCUGGUGACCCUUCAAGUCUUCAAGUCCCGCCACCUACAAGUUUUCAACCAAAUCUAAUUGAGCAGAAGGGCCUCAGGCGAGCAAGAUCAUCAAGUUUUGGCUCAAAGGCUGAUGCUUCAGAGAAGAUUGAUGGCAACACCUUGCCACCUUUUUUUGAUGAGGAACUAGAUGUUAGUUCAGUUGCUGCAGCAUCUGCAUUGGCGUUAAAGAAAGCAGUUGAGCAGGCUCAAGAAAGUAUAAGAAUUGCUAAAGAGAUAAUGGAGAGGAGAAGGGAAUGUUUUCAAGAUGAUUCUAAACAAAGUCGUAGGGGUCUCUUAAAAGUUAAGAAAAAUAAGAAGGAAAAGGGAAUUGUUCCUGAGGCAAACAUAUCAAAAAAGAACAAUGCUCCAGAAACAUAUGAAGGCCUAGAUCCUGUAUUGCCAGCAUUAAAUGAGGUAGAUAGGAAAUUUGCUUCAUUCCAUGGACUCAAAGAGCCAAUUUUUAAUGCUGGGAAGAUUGAGGAGGAAAAGCUUCAGGAAAAUGUUAAAGCAUCUGAUGAACAUGCUGAGGCAAGAAGUUCUCAUGGAUUGGAAACCACUGCAGAGAGUAGAACAGUAACUUUGGGUGCUGUACAGGUGAACAAUAGCAUCAACUCUGUGCAUUCUAUGGAUAAACUUGUAUCUGACAUUGAGGAGAUAGAACCAGUUGAGAAAACCUUGGACCGGGCUGAGGAAGUUUUUGAUUGUAAGAAAGGAGCAGCAAACGUUGCUGAACUAGGGGAUCUGGGGAGCAUUCUUGAUGCUUCCCAGAGGGUGCAAGAACUGAAGGAGAUUGUGGAUGAAGCAUGUGAACAUCUGAGUAUCAGCAAGGAUGAUGCCGGGACAGAGGAGAAACGAAAUAUUUUUGCCGAAAAUGGAAAGUGUACUGAGAAAUUUGAAUGGCGUCAGGAAAAUGUUAAUUGGGAACAGCUUGAGUUGCAGAAGUUGGCGUUUGACCAUCUGCUAAAUGAUACACAGAAUCAUCCUGAGAAGGAGAAGGAACAAGAAGCUCAGAGACAAGAACAGAUGGAGAAGAAAGUGGAAAGCGUUUCGAAGUGGAAACAAAAUUACCACCAACCUGCAAAGUGUUAUGAUGAAGAAAUUGCUUUAAUGAAAGAAGAGCCUAAUUUAUGGUUUGAAACAGAAGAGGACCCAAAAGAGGCCUUGGAGAAAGCAAUCAAUGAGAGGGAGCAAAAAGUCUUCCAAGAGGCAGGAGAAGGAGAAGUUAAAAAGAGGUUAGAUGGAGAUAAUGAACCAGAAAUUGAUGAGAAGAAACCUGACUGUGCUUAUGAUGGAGAUGAGCAAGGGAAACCAGAACAUGAAUGCGAAGUAAUUGAAGAGAGACAUGCAGAGACUUCUGAACAUGAAGCAGCUGAGACGAGGCUGAUGAACGAAAAUACAUGUGCUGAAGAUCAGAAAAUUGCAGCCUCUCUGGAGGCUGAAGAAAUGAUCAGUACACUAAGUGGAACAGGCAAAAUUGAGGAUCAUCAUGGCAUAUGUGACUUGCAGGAGGCUGUUCUUGAGAAGGACUUUGAUAUCUCUAUUGAUGCAUAUGGUGGUGGUUCAAGCAUCGUGGUCACUGGGACUCAGGAAGCGUGCACUGUUGAAUUAAAUGAUAACAGUGUAGACAAAAUUCAACAAGCAGUUGAAAGUGACAGAGAGAGAGACGGCACACUGAGAGUAACUGAAACAUCUUCUGCAAUUGUAAAAAAUGAGGAAGAAGAACCAGUUGAAGAAACCUUCCCACAGGAGGAUAAUGAAAUGCUCAAGACGGCUUCCUUGCUUCGAAGUGCUUCUGAAAUGAAUUUUGUUGCUAGCAAACUGCGUAAUGCCUUUGAAGCUCUUUCUUCUGAUGGCAAUACUGAAAAUUCCAGUGACAUAGAUGCAAGCCAUGAGGAAAAGCUGCAAAAGGACGGGGAUGCUUUCCAAACAUCUGACCAGAUCCGCAAUGCAGCUCAUGAGGAAAAUGCUAAUGAAAACGAUUGGCAAGAUCUCCCCGAGUUCCAUGCUUGUGGUGAAAAAACUACUGACCUUGAUAUCACAUAUGUAAAAGUUGCAGUAGAACAAAUUUCGGAAAGUGAUGAAGGAUUUGAAUCAAUUUCCAGUCUGGUGAACAUAGAUGACUUUUCAGUUCAUGAAACACAAGCAUUUGAAGAACAUGUGGAGAACGAGGCCUUAAGUGAGGAAGAAGAUGUAGAUUGUCUCAAAAUGACUUGUAAUAAGGUGAAAUGCGUUGAGGAACAAAACGAAGGGGUAUCCUCUGUACCCAGUGAGGCCAAACAGAAUGGGGAAUCUGUGGAAACUGAAAGUGUGACAGAAACAGGCCAAAACAUUGAAAACAAUUCAGAGGACAGAUUCUCUACCAUGGAAGACGGAGUUGCCAAAGAAAAUGUGCAUAAAGUUGAGAAGAAUGAUUGCCAGCAAAGAAUCGAAGCUAUUAAGAGGGAAAGAGAGCGAGAAAAAGAAAGAAUAGCUGUCGAAAGAGCAAUUCGUGAAGCUCGCGAGAGGGCAUUUGCUGAAGCUAGAGAAAGGGCAGAAAGGGCAGCCGUGGAGAGAGCAGCAGUCGAAGCUCGACAAAGUGCCAUGGCAGAGGCAUGUGAGAAGCUUGAGAAAGCCUCUGCAUCGGCUAGACAAUCAGCCGAUAAAGCCACCACUGAAUCCAAGCUCAGAACAGAACGCGCUGCAGUAGAGAGAGCUACAGCAGAGGCUCGUGAACGUGCUCUAGAGAAAGCAUUCUCCCAGAAAUUUUCUGGUGCCUCCAGAAAUAAUGCUUUAAAACACAGUUAUUCUUCCUCGGACCUGGAGGGGUUUGAUGGAAAUUACGAUGAAUCAGCCCAGAGGCGUAAAGCUAGAUUAGAGAGGCAUCAGAGGAUAAUGGAGCGAGCGGCAAAAGCACUUGCAGAGAAAAAUAUGCGUGAUCAUCUUGCUCAGAAAGAGCAAGCUGAGAGAAAUAGACUAGCAGAAUCUCUUGACGCUGACAUUAAGAGAUGGGCGACUGGAAAGGAGAGGAACCUACGUGCACUGCUUUCGACUUUGCAAUAUAUCCUUGGGCCAGACAGUGGUUGGCAACCAAUUUCCUUAACUGAGAUCAUCACAACUCCCGCCGUGAAGAAAGCUUACAGAAAGGCAACCCUUUAUGUACAUCCUGACAAAUUGCAGCAAAAAGGAGCUAGCAUUCAACAAAAAUACAUAUGUGAAAAGGUUUUCGAUCUUCUUAAGGCAGCGUGGAACAGAUUCAACUCAGAGGAGAGGUGAAUAAAUGACAUGCAGUGAAAAUAUCAACUGUGAGAUGCUGUGAUUGCAUUUAGCAUAGUUGUCGAAACUGAAAUUUUAGCCGUGGGAAAUGGCUAAUUUUCUGGAUAGAAUGGUGUAGGGCCUGUGACAUGCAGGUUGAUUAAAAAAUUUAAUUCUGGCUCAAAUGGUUCACUUUCUUUCCCAUGGAAGAUGAUAAAUAUGAUUGGAUUCUUCACGUCAACGUUCA